AUCCGUCGGAUUAGAUAGGGCUCAUGUGGGCUUUCCUUGCUUCUCUAUCUGGAUAUAAAAAUCGAUCACCUUCUCGAUUUUGAUUGCCUAGGUUUGGUGUAGGAUCGACCCAGUUGGUCUUUUAAAGAACUAAUCUUUUACUUCCUCCUUCUCUCUAUCUCUGUAAAAAGCUUUGGGAUUUAGCUGUUAAAGUAAGAUAGAAUCUUCAUAUGUAAUAAGAUAACAAUUAGGCAUUAGCCAUUCUUUUUCUUGGUUCCUCUGUUCAACUCUUUAUCCACAAAGAGUUUGGGAUUGAUCACGAAGAGUUGUAUAAGUAGCAAGUGUGAAUGGAAGAGAGUAGCAAGUUCAAGAGGAUUUGUGUGUUUUGUGGAAGCAACUCUGGCCACAGACAAGUCUUCAGUGAUGCUGCUCUUGAGUUGGGCAAUGAACUGGUGAAACGGAAGAUAGAUUUGGUGUAUGGUGGAGGGAACGUCGGGCUGAUGGGUUUGGUAUCCCAGACUGUAUUUGAUGGAGGUUGCCAUGUUCUUGGAGUCAUUCCAAAAGCUCUCAUGCCUAGAGAGAUAUCCGGUGAAACUGUUGGAGAAGUAAGAAUAGUUAGAGACAUGCAUGAGCGGAAAGCUUCUAUGGCUGAGGAAUCUGAUGCCUUUAUUGCUCUUCCUGGAGGAUAUGGAACGAUGGAAGAGACAUUGGAGAUGAUAACAUGGGCCCAACUUGGGAUUCACAAAAAGCCGGUUGGUUUGCUGAAUGUAGAUGGGUACUAUAACUCCUUGCUUUCACUAUUUGACAAUGGUGUUCAAGAAGGAUUCAUCAAGCCAGGUGCUCGGGAUAUAAUUGUCUCUGCUCCAAACGCUAAAGAACUUAUGGUUCAGAUGGAGCAAUACACUCCUUCCCAUCAACAUAUUGCUUCUCAUGAAAGCUGGAAAAGGGCGCAACUUGCUAUUUCUCAAGCUUCAAGCCAUGAGGACCCAAGGUGAAAUAGUUAUUGAUGUAGGUUUUUCACCAAAAUUGAUUCCUGAUUUGAUUCAUCAAUACUCGAGUUGUUGGAAGAAUCUAUUUGUAUGGGACCAGACCCUUCAUUUCAGUGUACUUUUUAAUUCCUUGUGAUUUGAUUUCAAGUGAAUUCAUCCAGUCUUUAAAUUAAGGUCAACUGAAACACUAUUUGAUCGUCA
This is a messenger RNA of Rosa rugosa (rugosa rose), 1169 nucleotides long. Its product is annotated as cytokinin riboside 5'-monophosphate phosphoribohydrolase LOG8. The record is from RefSeq and is a predicted model, not a curated record. Gene Ontology annotation, molecular function: hydrolase activity, hydrolyzing N-glycosyl compounds. The transcript has 7 exons. The coding region runs from base 327 to 974 and encodes 215 amino acids. Gene Ontology annotation, biological process: cytokinin biosynthetic process. Gene Ontology annotation, cellular component: cytosol; nucleus. Lineage: Eukaryota; Viridiplantae; Streptophyta; Magnoliopsida; Rosales; Rosaceae.